Opisthocomus hoazin is the source of this 1119-nucleotide messenger RNA. The record is from RefSeq and is a predicted model, not a curated record. Lineage: Eukaryota; Metazoa; Chordata; Aves; Opisthocomiformes; Opisthocomidae.
AUGUCAACAGCUACUUUAAUUAAUUUGGUACGAAAUGGAGGGUAUCAAGUAAGAAGGAGAGCCGUGCUGACGUCCCGCUUCUUGCAAGACGAGAAGUGUCUGACAGCCACCUGCUACAGCUCCACCUCGGAGCGCCAUGCUUCACGCUUCGAUUCUGAUGGGAGUGGGCGACCUACCACAUGGGACACCUUUGGCAUCUGGGACAAUCGCAUUGAUGAACCCAUUCUACUCCCACCAAGCAUAAAGUAUGGGAAGCCGAUUCCAAAAGUCAGCCUGGCCAAUGUGGGCUGUGCUAGCCAAAUUGGGAAGCGUAAGGAAAAUGAAGACCGGUUUGAUUACGCUCAGCUGACGGAGGAUGUCCUGUACUUUGCAGUAUACGAUGGACAUGGCGGGGCAGCAGCAGCAGACUUCUGUGAUAAGUACAUGGAAAAAUAUAUUAAAGAAAUUCUUGCUCAGGAGGAGAACUUGGAAAGCGUUUUGAACAAAGCUUUUCUAGAAAUAAACAAAGCAUAUGAAAGGCACGCUCAUCUGUCUGCUGAUGCAACUCUGAUGAACUCUGGGACCACUGCAACGGUGGCUCUGCUUCGGGACGGUAUUGAGCUGGUUGUGGCAAGUGUGGGAGACAGUCGUGCUCUGCUAUGUCGAAAGGGAAAGGCCAUGAAACUCACCAUUGACCAUACUCCAGAAAGGAAGGAGGAGAAGGAAAGGAUUAGGAAUUGCGGUGGCUUUGUUGCCUGGAACAGUUUGGGACAACCUCAUGUGAAUGGUAGACUUGCAAUGACACGGAGCAUAGGAGAUUUGGAUCUUAAAAACAGUGGUGUGAUAGCCCAGCCAGAAACAAAAAGGGUUCAGUUGCAUCAUGCAGAUGACAGCUUCCUGGUCCUUACUACAGAUGGUAUUAACUUCAUGGUGAACAGUCAGGAGAUCUGGGCCUUCAUUAACCAGUGCCAUGAUCCUGCUGAAGCUGCCCACGUUGUCACUGAGCAGGCAAUGCAAUUUGGCACCGAAGACAACAGCACAGUUGUCAUAGUGCCAUUUGGAGCAUGGGGAAAGUACAAAAGCGGUGAGGUCAACUUUUCCUUCAGCCGCAGCUUUGCUUCCAGCGGCAGGUGGGCGUGA